Pelmatolapia mariae (spotted tilapia) is the source of this 3234-nucleotide messenger RNA. It is a transcript of the gene cebpg, whose product is annotated as CCAAT enhancer binding protein gamma. The transcript has 2 exons. Bases 263 to 754 code for a protein of 163 amino acids. Gene Ontology annotation, biological process: DNA-templated transcription; regulation of transcription by RNA polymerase II. NCBI's taxonomy places the organism in Eukaryota, Metazoa, Chordata, Actinopteri, Cichliformes, Cichlidae. Gene Ontology annotation, molecular function: DNA-binding transcription factor activity, RNA polymerase II-specific; RNA polymerase II cis-regulatory region sequence-specific DNA binding. The record is from RefSeq and is a predicted model, not a curated record.
AUUGCCGUACAUGGUAAAAGAGAUUUCGCAAUCGGUCGCUCUCCAUGUUACAAACAAAAACAGUCCGAGCUCAUACGGACGGGAUUAAACUUCGGUUUUCUAGGGGAACUUUCUCAUCUUUUGACGGACGGUUGAGCCCGCCGCCUCCCAGUGAAGGCUCUGUCCAUCUGCAGGACCUUCUUCUUUGCUUCCAGUCUUCUAUUCAGCUCUACACCUGAGGAGACUCUGGUCAAAGAUCAGCACCUGUUGGCAGCACAUCCAAAUGAGCCGGCCGUCGCAGCCGAAACUAACUGCAACUGACCACAACGGCGUGAGCGUCAUCCAGAGCCAGGCCCACGCCGCUUCUUCGUCCCUGCCGGCAGCCGUAGCCGGACUGCAGCAGGUCCCGCAACUAGUCCCAGCAAACCCUUCAACCGGAGGUGGCAAAGCCCUCGCCCCCAGCAAGAUGAAGAAACCCCCCGCAGACAAGGAGAGCGAGGAGUACCGCCAGCGGCGCGAACGCAACAACCUGGCAGUGAAGAAGAGCCGCAUGCGCAGCAAGCAGAAGGCGAUGGACACGCAGCAGCGCGUCAACGAGCUGAAGGAGGAGAACGAGCGGCUCGAGGCAAAGAUCAAACUGCUGAGCAAAGAGCUGAGCGUGCUCAAAGACCUCUUCCUGGAGCACGCUCACAACCUGGCCGACAACGUCCAGCCGCCCGCAGGCGCAGAGGGUUCCAGUCCCGCCCCCAACAGUACCUCCACCAACGGGCAGUGAGGAGGGUAACCACCAGGAUGUUGAAUAUCUGCAGCUUUUAUGGAAGCUUCUCCCUUUGGGAAUGAGGCCCCACUUCUUCUUCAUGGCUUUUUCUUUUUUUUUUGUGAUUAUCAGUUAUUAUUUAACCUCUUAAUAAUUCACCACCAUCAUCAUCCAGUUCGCCAAAAUAACCGCCAGUGUUCCCACCGUCUACCCAGAACACCUCAGAGUUUUAACACAUUUGGAAUCAUUUUAGAAGAAAAAGCUUAAACAUGUUUUCUGGAAAUAUCUUUUAAAAAUUUAAAAAAAUCCACUGAAGUGUGAUUUUUAAAAUUGAAAGCCAGUUAGUCUGUGAUGUUUGGCUGGAAGCCUCCAGCUGUGUCAUCGCUCCUCUGAUUGACUCAUUAAUUUGGGGGAACAUGAUGCGAUGUGAACUCGUAUAAACUGAGUCGUCGUCUGUCAGGAUUCUCUGGAACAACAAAAAAAAAAUCACCACACAUUUCCUGCAUUUCCUCUUCCUGGUGGCGGAAAACCCCCGGUUCAGUGUGAUGAAGACGGCCGUGACCAUCGCUGAGCGCUCCGCAGCCGCAGGAUGGACUUGUAAAUGCUAAAAUUCCCUUUUUCAGGAUGUGUAUUUUCUUCUGUUCUUCUACAAAGAGUUUGUAAAACAAAAAAGUGUUUUUAUUGUUAAGUACAUUCACUACAUGUUGAUGUUUUAAGCACAGUUCUGUUUGUAUGUGUGUGGGGUUUUUUGUUUUUGUUUUUUCAUGACUCGUGUUGUUUAAGAUCAGAAAUAGAAAAAAACGUUUAUAUUUGACUCUACUGAGUGAAAACAGAGGGAGGGUUAGGGUUACAGACACACACACAGACACAUUUAUCCUUUACUGGGUGGUUUUAUUAACAUGUUUGAGUUGCACACUUUUAAUUUUGGGGUCUGAAUCGCGGAGUCUUUCCUGCAGAGUCGGUGCAUGUUAAACCUUGGUCUCCUGCCAUAUCAGUGGCUGCCCAAGCCUUAGACGGCUGAAGCCGGCAGCGCUCGGCCCUGACAAAACAGAACAAAAUGCUAAUUUCACUGGAAAUGGAAUCAAUGGCUGUGUGCACAUUUUUAAUACACGUCACAGCUGAUUGGUGUUAAAUGAGAAAAUAAACCUCUAAACUCAUUUCACGCCACUUCAAAAAAUCACAAGUUUAGACUGUGAACAGAUGGACUUAAACCUGUUAAUAGGACAUGUUUAGGUAAAAAUAAAACCACUUGUUUAUUUGGCAGUAUUGACAAUCACGGGGCCUCCAGCAGUGUCAGAGUGUAAAAAUCUUAUGUUUAUUUUUGAAAAUUAUCAGCGUGUUUUCUUUUAGUUUCACGCUGAAGAUUUGAGGCUUCAAUCGGGGCGUUGACAGGAAGACGGGGCAUCGAUCCUGCUGCUGAUAUGACAGCAAGACCAUGUUGUUGUGUUGAAACUGUGUAAAGGUGGAGGUGUGCGCAAGACGAACCCCCUCCCGCCACCUGUUGGAGUGGCCUGUCCAGACAGGUGUGUUUGUGUUUGUGUGUUCGCCGCUGGGCGGACCCAGACACCUCAGACUCUUCAGGCGAGCCACAGAUUUAAUUAAACCCACUUUUAACCCGGGCCAGCUGAUUAGCCGCCUGCUAAUGAGGUGUGAGCAGAUCGGGACAGGCCCGUGCCCCGCAGGCACGCCGCAGAGAGGGGCGGGGCCACCGCGCACUGCUGUCAGACUUUAUAAUUAUAUGAGCUUUGUGUGGGCGUGGAGUGUUUUUCCACAGGGUUUGUCUGUCAGGAGCUUCGCCUCUGCAGGAAUGUUGUUGUUGCUUCUGAGCUGCUCAAGCCAACGUUCCCACAAGGUUCUCCGAAUGUUUCCUGUAGACUUUGAUUUUUUAAUUUUUCUGCACAGAUUCGUCCAGAAAGUUCAGCGAGUUUUAAACAAAAACCUUCAGAAUGUGUUUUCAUCCAGCAGUUUAUCCAAGUCGUGUGAAGUUUAGUUUCUGCAAAUUGUCGAUAUUUUGCAGUUUUUCCAUCAUGCACGUGUAUUUUCCCGCAUUUUAUCAGACUUGAGCAGUGGAAAUGAAAUCAAAUCAUGUUUGACCUGAAUCACUUCAGCUAGUUGCGGUUGGAGCUGAAAGUUCCAGUUCUCUUUAUUAGUGUAACAUAUUUUGAUUGGUGUUGUGGGGACGGGAGUUUCGUUGAGCACAGCCUUCACCUUUGUCUCUUUUUUUGUUUGUAUUGUUCAUCUUUCUACACUUUUAUUCCAACAGAAGCAUGUUUGUUAGGGAAGUGUUUGCAUGGUGGGGUGGGGGUGGGGGGGUGUGAAAGUUUAGUGCACUCAUAAAAUCAAAUCUUCUGGUCUUAACUGAGCGGAUCAGGAAGCAGACGUGAUGGUUGUGCUGUUUUGCUUUGCUCUGAAUGUUGCUGGGCAGCAUUUCUCUGUCACUCAGCUUUUUUAUAUCAGAACCGGCUCACCUGCAUUAUAAAUUAAAAUUGAGUAUAAAA